UCAUCUAAAUUUUUCGCGAUUGUAGCUGUAAUGUUUGUUGAUCACUAACAAAACUUUGAAAACGCAAACAUGGUUCUUCUGAAUAGUGGUAAAAGAAAGAAAGGAGAUGCCGACGAUGGCGAGGAUAGCAGUAAUUCACGCUCGCGUUCAAGACCUGAUGACUUCGGUGGCUCGACCGAAACAAGGGUCCUCAGGAUUCAAACAAAUGACACGCUGGAUGUUAAGUAUGGAUUUGAUCGCUACAAGGAGCCAAUAGAUCGACUUGGAUGGCUUAUCAACAUGCAUCCAACAGAAGUAAUUGAUGAUGAUAAGAAGCUAAUAAGUGCUGUAGACCUCUACUUCAUUCAAGAUGAUGGAGGCCGCUUUAGGGUACCAUUACCCUACAAGCCUUACUUCUACAUCCUUGCAAAGAAAGACACUGAUCGAGAAGUGGCAACUUUCUUGAACAGAAAGUUUGGUGGACUGAUAGCAAGCAUAGAAACAGUUGCAAAGGAAGAUCUAGAUCUGAAUAAUCACCUUGUUGGGCUGAAAAGAAAUUACAUUAAGCUGUCAUUUCUCACAGUUAAUGACUUGAUGAAAGUGAAGAGGGAAAUUAUGCCAGCUGUAAGGAAAAACAAAGAACAGGCCAAGACAAAUGCAGCGUACAACAUUGUGAUGGGCAAUGAUUGGAAUGAAGAAGAAAUGAUUGCAGCUAACAGAAGAAGUACUGAUCAAAUGGCAAAUAUCAUUGACAUCAGGGAAUAUGAUGUACCCUAUCAUGUCAGAGUGGCUAUUGAUCUCAGGAUUUUUGUGGGUCACUGGUAUGAUGUGAAAGUUCGUGGUGGAAUUCAUGCAGAGAUCAGAAGAAGGGAGGAUCUUCUCGACAGACCUGAACCAAUUGUGCUGGCAUAUGAUAUUGAGACAACAAAGCUGCCACUUAAGUUUCCUGAUUCCAGCACAGACUCCAUCAUGAUGGUGUCUUACAUGAUUGAUGGCCAGGGCUUCUUAAUUAUUAAUAGAGAAAUAGUUUCAGAAGACAUUGAAGAUUUUGAAUACACACCUAAACCUGAAUAUGAAGGACAUUUCACAGUCAUAAACGAGCCCAAUGAGUUAAGCCUCCUCCAGCGUUUUUUCGAGCAUAUCCUGGAAGUGAAACCAAAUAUAUUUGUAACCUACAAUGGUGAUUCCUUUGAUUGGCCAUUUGUUGAGGCCCGUGCAACAUAUCAUGGUAUCAACAUGUUUGAUGAAAUUGGUUUUUCUGCUGAUGCACAAGGAGAGUACAAAAGUCGGGCAGCAAUCCACAUGGAUGCUUUCAGAUGGGUUAAAAGAGACAGCUACCUCCCUGUUGGAAGUCAAAACUUGAAGGCUACUACCAAAGCUAAGCUGCGAUAUGAUCCCAUUGAGCUGGAUCCUGAAGAGAUGUGCCGCAUGGCCAGUGAGCAACCUCAGGAAUUGGCAAAUUACUCAGUUUCUGAUGCAGUUGCAACUUACUACCUUUACAUGAAAUAUGUCCAUCCAUUUAUCUUUGCACUGUGCACCAUUAUUCCCAUGGAGGCAGAUGAGGUUCUCAGGAAAGGAUCAGGAACAUUGUGUGAAGCCCUGUUAAUGGUGCAAGCCUUCCAUGCAAACAUCAUAUAUCCUAACAAGCAAGAGCAGGUGUUUAAUAAGCUGACAAGUGAUGGCCAUGUGCUCGACUCUGAGACAUACGUAGGAGGCCAUGUAGAAGCUCUUGAGUCAGGAGUAUUCAGAAGUGACAUCCCUUGUAGAUUUCGAUUGGUUCCUGAUGCAUUCCAAAAACUUAUUGAUAAUGUGGAAAGCACAAUGCGACAUGCGAUUGUUGAAGAAGAAAAUAUUCCUAUGGAUACUGUUACAAAUUUUGAUGAGGUUUGUUCCGAGAUCAAAGACAAGUUGGCAAGUUUGCGAGACACACCUGCAAGACUGGAGAACCCUUUGAUCUAUCAUCUUGAUGUGGGUGCCAUGUACCCUAACAUUAUCCUUACCAACAGACUCCAGCCAUCUGCUAUGGUUGAUGAGGCAACUUGUGCUGCAUGUGACUUCAACAAACCAGGAGCAAAAUGCCAGCGAGUCAUGAACUGGACUUGGAGAGGCGAUUUUAUGCCAGCAACUCGUAAUGAAUAUCAAACCAUCAAACAGCAGCUUGAAGUAGAAAAGAUUCCUGGUGUUAAUCCAGGUGAUCCCACAAGAUCUUUCCAUUCUCUAACCCUUGCUGAACAAGCUCAGAUGGAAAAAAAGAGAUUGCAAGAUUACUGCCACAAAGCUUACAAGAGAGUGCGUGUAAGCAAGCAAGAAAUCAGAAAUACCAUGAUUUGCCAACGAGAGAAUUCUUUUUACGUGGACACUGUGCGAGCUUUCCGUGACAGGCGUUAUGAAUUCAAAGGGCUUCUUAAGGCUUGGAAACGAAAACUUGGUGCUGCCAUGCAAAGUGGUGAUCCUGAAGAAAUCAAAAGUUGUAAAAGCAAAGAGGUUUUGUACGAUUCUCUUCAGCUGGCCCACAAAUGUAUCUUGAAUUCUUUUUAUGGUUAUGUCAUGAGGAAAGGGGCUCGAUGGUAUUCAAUGGAGAUGGCUGGCAUUGUUUGUCACACUGGCGCCAAUAUUAUCAGACAAGCUAGAGAAAUUGUGGAACAAAUUGGACGUCCUCUAGAACUAGACACUGACGGAAUCUGGUGUGUUCUGCCAGCAAGUUUCCCUGAAAACUUCCAGAUAACUACAACUAACCCAAAGAAGAGUAAAGUGGCAAUUUCAUACCCUGGAGCUAUGUUGAACAUCAUGGUUAAGAACCACUACACCAACGAUCAGUACCAUGAACUUACAGAUGCAGAGAAUCUGACCUACGAAACAAGAAGUGAAAACUCAAUCUUUUUUGAGGUUGAUGGUCCCUAUAAAGCAAUGAUUCUUCCUGCCUCAAAAGAAGAAGGAAAGAAAUUAAAAAAAAGAUAUGCAGUGUUCAAUGAUGAUGGCUCCUUGGCAGAAUUGAAAGGAUUUGAAGUUAAGCGACGUGGUGAAUUACAACUGGUCAAGAUUUUCCAGUCCUCUGUUUUUGAGGCUUUCCUUCAAGGGAAAACUCUAGAAGAAGUUUAUGCUGCUGUGGCCCAAGUUGCAAACUACUGGCUUGAUGUUCUCUACAGCAAGGCAACAAAUAUGCCUGACAGUGAACUCUUCGAACUAAUCUGUGAGAACCGCAGCAUGUCUAGAAAGCUUGAAGAUUAUGAAGGACAGAAAUCAACCUCAAUCAGUACAGCGAAGAGACUGUCGGAAUUUCUUGGUGAUCAGAUGGUCAAAGACAAAGGUCUCAGCUGCCGGUUUAUUAUUUCAAGAAAGCCAGAAGGAUCACCAGUGACUGAGAGAGCCAUACCCUUGGCAAUCUUUCAAACAGAGGAUGGUGUGAAGAAACAUUAUCUACGACGUUGGCUGAAGGAUGCUUCCAUGAGCAGUUUUGACAUCAGAGAUAUCUUAGAUUGGCAGUAUUACAUUGAGCGGCUUAACAGUUGUAUUCAGAAGAUCAUCACCAUCCCAGCUGCACUGCAAGGGGUCAGCAACCCUGUUCCUCGUUGCUCCCAUCCAGACUGGCUGCACAAAAGACUAUUAGAAAGAAAUGAUGUUUUUAAACAACAGAAGAUCAAUGCCAUGUUUGCACCACUUCCAAAGAAGAAGCUACAGGAUGACAUCUCCAAUCAAGAGAAUCACAGUCCUCCCACUAGCCAAUCCUUGGACAUAGAGGAUAUAGCUGGGAAAGGAAAAUCACCAACUGGUAUACCUGUGGCCACCAAGAGGAAGCAUGGACAAAUGACUCUUGGCAGUAGUUUUUCCAACAUUGCAAAUCAAAAUUCCUCGCAGCAAACUGAGGGACCAUUGUCACAAACAUGGAAAGAAGUUUUAGGAGAACCUCCACAAUGGGGACCGAACAAGGAAGAUAAGGAGAAAUGGGUGCAAUUUCAAAAGAAAAAAUGGGAAUUCCAGGCCAAGCAACGUGCUGAGAGGAAACGUCUGCGUAAGGAAGCUGAUUCUAUGGGUAUGAGCACACUGGCUGUUGGGCGUGGCCCAUCCACUGGGCUGUCAACUUUUAUGAGACAGCAAGCUAGGUCUCUUGUAGAUACUCCUUGGCAAAUAAUACAGUUGGCUGAAACUAAUGAUCCAGGGACAUUCAAGGUUUGGGCUGUAGUAGGUACAGACCUCCAUACAAUCAAAGUUAAUGUGCCGAGGAUUUUUUAUGUAAAUUGCCACACCCCAAAAGAAGGAGCUGGGACAACAUGGAGGAAAGUUUCCCGGACAUUGCCACACUCUCAUCCAGUGCUUAACCUCUACGAGUACACUGUUCCUGAAAAAAUUUUUAGAGAUCAUUCAAGUGAACUGGCCACAGAUUUAUCAUCCCCUGACAUUGAAGGAAUUUAUGAAUCACAGGUUCCCUUGCUGAUAAGAGCAAUAAUUAAACUUGGAUGUGUCUGUAAAGUGAACAAGAUCUUUGCAAGGCUGUUUAAUGGAAUGGAUCUGGAUACAUUUGAGCUGGACCAACUGGAAUUCAAGACUCUUGCUGAGUGUUCCUACAUGGAAAAUGUGAAUCUGAAGAAAAUCUAUUUCUACCACAGCUCUUCAGACAAUCGAGUCAUAUUUGCAGUCUUCAUUCCAGCUUUACACAAGGCUUCUGUGUUUGUUUUAGAUUUGGUGAGAAAUAACCAGAUGCCAAACUUGUCUUCUUUGUACCAAGCAGAAAGAAAUGCAAGGCUUGAAAGGGAUCAAGGAGAUGAAAGUAUUUAUCCUCCAGACAAUCUUACAUUUGAUGUCAGAGUUGAUACUGACUCUAGACAGACCUACAGGGCAAUUCAAAGAUUUCUUAUGACCUACAAAGAGGAGAAGAGAGGACCCACAAUGAUUUUGGUGCAGUCACCUUGGGACCUCAGUCAUCUUACAUCAUCUAUUCCUAGUCUUCAAGAGUUUCCUCUUGUGUGUCUUCCAUACAGUGACAGCAAUGCACAGCACAAUGUUCUUGACUGGCAGCGACAUGCUGCAAGAAGGAUGGUACAGCAUUUCCUUGAGGUGGAAUUGUUUUUCCAGGCUCAGCUUGAACUAGCUCAAUACUUUCAUGUCCCAGUGGGAAAUGUCCCAUCAGACCCAACUCUGUUUGCUGCAGACCUCUUCUAUGCUCGUCACCUUCAGAAACACAAUCACUUGUUGUGGAUGUCACCAACUGACAGACCUGAUCUGGGCGGCAAGGAGGAUGAUGAUAACAGACUAAGUGUUGUUUCUGAAGAAGGAGGAAACAUUGAAGUGAAUAGCCCAGGGUGUUAUCCCACAGUUUGUGUGGAGCUCUCAAUUGACUGUUUUGCAGUGAACACAGUAUUGCAGUCUGCACACAUCAAUGACUUUGAAGGAGGCUCUGCAACUGGAAUCAGCUUUGACAGUAUGCCACAGGCUUCUUUGGAAGAGCUAGUACAAGGAGGGUCUAGUGCAGCCUCCAGUUUGACAACCUAUGAUGAAGCUGCUCUGUGCUCCAGUGCUUUUAGAAUCCUCAAGGGUAUGGUUCACAGCUGGUUGCAUGAAGUAUCUACCUAUGGAAAUCUUAAUGCAGAUGCGCAGUUGAUGCAUUUUUACAGGUGGUUGGCGUCACCUUCAGCUCUUCUUUAUGAUCCAGCUUUGUGUAGAAUGGUGCAAAGAAUGAUGAAGAAGUUAUACAUGCAGCUUAUUGCAGAAUUCAAGCGUCUUGGUUCUACCAUAGUGUUUGCAAACCUUAGCAGAAUAAUCAUUUGCACAAAGAAGAGAAGUGUUGCUGAUGCCAAGGCAUACGUGGAUUUCAUUCUCAAUAGUAUUCGCAGAAAAGACUUGUUCCACAGUAUUGAAAUAAAACCAGAAUCUUGCUGGGAGUAUCUAAUGUGGAUGGAUCAGGCAAACCAUGGUGGUGUGAGAGGGAAGCUUCCCAAGGAAAUUGAUGAAGAGGAGGUUGUGGAAAACAUGGAGGAUCUGGAGAACAGUACUGAUGAAUUGAUGGCCACUCCUAAUGAUGACAAUGAACCUAAUGUGGAAAUGAAUUGGAACAUGAAGAGGUAUCUUCCCUCAGCUGCUUCUUGUCAGAGCUAUUUUCAGAUUAUCAUUGCUAGUCAUAUUCAUGCAAUGUACACCCAUUCCUUGGAAGAAAGAAGGCGCAUUGAACCUGGCAGUACUCCAAUCAAGAAAAGAACAAGCUCCCAAUUGCAGAAAGUUGCUGACACAUCAGCCACACCCAGCCUUGUAACAUUUGCACAGGAGAGGAUCUCUGGAGAACUAACUCAAACUCUCUUUAAUGUGACACAGAAGAUACAACAUGCAUUGUCUGGUGAUAGAUCUUCAAAUGUAGAUCCUAGUGCAGAAUUUCCUCUUCUGCCUGGAUCCCACCUUCCACUAAACAAUCCUGCUUUGGAGUUUGUGAAGUUCAUUUGCAAGGUGUUGUCAUUGGACUCUAACACUCAGCAUCAAGUGAACAAGUUAAGACGAGACCUGCUGAGGCUCCUUGCUGUUGGAGAAUUUUCUUCAGAGGCAACGUUUAGAGAUCCUUGUUCAUCAUUGGUCCUUCCAGAGGUGAUUUGCUUGUCCUGUAACUCUUGCCGUGACCUGGACCUCUGCCGUGAUCCCUUCAUAACCGCAGCAGAAGGAAACAAUCCUGCAUGUUGCAGAUGUGCAAAUCUGGAGUGUGGCAGUGAAUACAACAUGGAUUUCAUUGAGAGUCAGUUGAUUGACAUGGUGCAAAAGCAGUCUAUGGCAUUUGUUCUUCAGGAUCUCAAAUGUGUUAAAUGCCAUGGAGUAAAUGCAACAAAUAUGUCAAGAUACUGCAAAUGUGCAGGCAACUUCUCCCACACUCUGUCUGUUGAUGACUUCUACAACAAGCUAAAGACAUUUAGAAAUGUGGCUAGGCAUUACAAGUUGGCACUUCUGGAAGAAACAGUCAACUGGAUUAUGGAGAAAAAUCCUCAUUUUUAAUGACCAUUUUAAAAAAAAUGUAAAUAAUUUAUCAAAAGUUAUUAGAGUGACAUUUCUUGUUCAUGAAUACAAAGCACCAUACACGUCAUUUGUUUUCCUUUUAUGUUUAGAGCAGAAAGUUUAUUGGAGCUGCCACCAAAAAAAUGUAUCUUGCCAAUCAGUUGUGUUUGCAAGUCUGGGGAGUAGGAGUAUUAACAAUUUCUUGUAAAAAAAAAACUGUUGUUCUUUGCUCUCAAAGAAAUUAUUGAAUUUAUAGAAUAAAGUACACCAACAAACUGA
Molecule: messenger RNA, 7224 nt
Organism: Pocillopora verrucosa
Lineage: Eukaryota; Metazoa; Cnidaria; Anthozoa; Scleractinia; Pocilloporidae
Source: RefSeq, a predicted model, not a curated record